Molecule: messenger RNA, 1449 nt
Organism: Caenorhabditis remanei
Lineage: Eukaryota; Metazoa; Nematoda; Chromadorea; Rhabditida; Rhabditidae
Exons: 8
Coding region: 1-1449 (482 amino acids)
Biological process (GO): positive regulation of proteasomal ubiquitin-dependent protein catabolic process; protein polyubiquitination; ubiquitin-dependent protein catabolic process
Cellular component (GO): ubiquitin ligase complex; cytoplasm
Molecular function (GO): ubiquitin protein ligase activity; ubiquitin conjugating enzyme binding; zinc ion binding
Source: RefSeq, a predicted model, not a curated record
AUGGACGAUGAAGACAUGAGCUGCACGUCCGGCGACGACUACGGUGGUUAUGGAGACGAAGACUAUUACAACGAAGCAGACGUCGACGCCGCCGAUGACGUGGCAGUAACACCGACGCAUUCAGAAGAAGCCGAUUACGAGUGUCUCAAUGUUAAUCAGGUUGAACGGGUAUUCACUGACGGGGUCAAUUCACUUGUAUCACGAGUUCCAGUAAACGAGAAAUUUGCUAGAAUACUUUUAGAAGCAAAUCAAUGGGACGUCGAGAAAAUCGUCAAACAUUUUCGCCAGGAUCGAACGGAGUUUAUGAGGAGAAGUCAUAUUGAUGCACGACCAGAACCAAGAAGAAAACUGUCUGCAACAGCGACAUCAAUUGCAAAAGGAUACUGUAGUGUAUGCGCGAUGGAUGGAUACUCAGAAUUGCCACAUUUGUCGUGUGGACACUGUUUUUGUGAACAUUGCUGGAAAAGUCAUAUCGAAUCAAGACUAUCGGAAGGAGUUGCUGCCCGAAUAGAAUGUAUGGAGUCAAAUUGUGAAGUUUACGCACCAGCUGAAUUCGUUCUUAAAAUCAUCAAGUCAUCAAAUGCACUCAAACUGAAAUAUGAACGAUUUCUGCUCCGAGAUAUGGUCAAUUCUCAUCCUCAUCUGAAGUUCUGUGUCGGAAAUGAUUGUCAAGUGAUUAUUCGAUCGACAGAAAUAAAACCGAAAAGAGUAACCUGUCUGUCGUGUCAUACAUCGUUUUGCGUGAAAUGUGGUGCCGACUACCAUGCUCCAACUUCAUGUGAUACCAUUCGUCAGUGGAUGACAAAGUGUGCGGAUGACAGUGAAACUGCGAAUUAUAUCAGUGCACACACUAAAGAUUGUCCACAAUGUCAUAGUUGUAUCGAGAAGGCUGGAGGCUGUAAUCAUAUCCAAUGUACACGGUGUCGACAUCAUUUCUGUUGGAUGUGUUUUGGUGACUGGAAAAGUCAUGGAAGCGAAUAUUACGAAUGUAGUCGAUACAAAGAGAAUCCGUCGGUCGCCGCUGAAGCAAAUCACGUGAAAGCAAGAAGAGCUCUGGAAAAGUAUCUUCAUUACUUCGAGAGAUUCGAAAAUCACUCGAAAUCGUUAAAAAUGGAAGAAGAAUUGAGAGAUAAAAUCAGGAAGAAGAUUGAUGAUAAGGUAAAUGAGCACAACGGUACAUGGAUCGAUUGGCAGUAUCUUCACAAAUCAGUGUCUUUGCUUACGAAAUGUCGAUACACGUUACAGUACACCUAUCCGUUUGCCUACUAUCUCAGUGCCGGCCCACGAAAGAAUUUGUUCGAAUACCAACAAGCCCAACUGGAAAAGGAGGUCGAAGAGCUCGCGUGGGCCGUCGAAAGAGCCGAUGGAACAGCUCGUGGAGCUCUGGAAGCACAUAUGCACCGUGCGGAACACAAACGACAGACGCUUCUUCAUGAUUUCUUUUUCUAG